Molecule: messenger RNA, 1380 nt
Organism: Fraxinus pennsylvanica
Lineage: Eukaryota; Viridiplantae; Streptophyta; Magnoliopsida; Lamiales; Oleaceae
Source: the annotation of a GenBank genome assembly
AUGAUUGUUUCUGCUGAAAGGAGCUUGAAGCUAGAAGCUUUAUCAAAUAAUGCAACUGGGAUUUCAAAUUCUGAUUCUGAACCAGAUGAGUCUACAAAUUUGGUGAAUUUCAUAUGGCAAGCCAAUAAAUCUGGUUACGAGCAUGUUUGGCCGGAUCUGAAGUUCAGUUGGAAAAUUGUCGUUGGUAGCAUAAUUGGAUUCUUUGGAGCGGCCUUUGGGAGUGUAGGUGGUGUUGGCGGUGGUGGUAUAUUCGUUCCUAUGCUUAGUCUGAUUAUUGGAUUUGACCCAAAAUCAUCGACUGCUAUCUCAAAAUGUAUGAUCAUGGGAGCAUCGGUUUCAACCGUUUGCUUCAAUCUUAAGCUCAGGCAUCCCACACUUGACAUGCCCAUAAUUGACUAUGAUUUGGCUGUUCUAAUGCAACCAAUGCUUAUGCUCGGCAUUAGUAUUGGAGUGGCUUUCAAUGUGAUAUUUGCUGAUUGGAUGGUUACUGUUCUUCUAAUCAUUCUCUUCAUAGGUACAUCGACCAAGGCCUUUUUCAGAGGUGUUGAAACAUGGAAGAAAGAAACCAUCAUGAAAAAGGAGGCUGCAAGGCGAUUGGACAGAAAUGGCGAUGGUGAAGAUGAAGCAGGAUAUGAGCUUCUUCCUGGUGGCCCCUACAAUGGCAUGGGAACAGAAGCUAAAGACUUUGUCGAACAAGAGGUGAGCUUUCAUGAACAUGUUUAUUGGAAGGAAUUUGGGCUUCUCGUUUUCGUGUGGGUUGCAUUUCUUGCUCUGCAGAUCAUCAAGAAUUGUACAGCCGCAUGUUCAGCAGGAUACUGGGUUGUGAACUUGCUCCAGAUACCAGUCACUCUUGGCAUAUCUGGUUAUGAAGCGAUUAGCCUGUACAACGGAUCAAGAAAAAUUGAGUCCAAGGGAGAUGCUGGCACCAACUUUACAGUGCACCAACUAAUCUGCUAUUGCUUCUUCGGAGUAUUGGCUGGUAUGGUCGGGGGCCUUCUCGGUCUAGGCGGUGGAUUUAUCAUGGGCCCGCUAUUUUUGGAGUUUGGCGUACCUCCUCAGGUUUCAAGUGCAACGGCCACCUUUGUGAUGAUGUUUUCCUCAUCAAUGUCAGUGGUAGAGUAUUACCUUCUAAAACGAUUUCCAGUUCCUUAUGCUUUUUACUUUGUUGUGGUUGCGACUGUCGCUGCGUUUACUGGACAACACUUUGUAAGCAAGUUCAUCAUUAUGAUGGGAAGGGCGUCGAUUAUAAUCUUCAUCCUAGCAUCUACAAUAUUUGUUAGUGCCAUCUCUCUAGGUGGAGUUGGUAUUUCAAACAUGAUUGGAAAGAUGGAGCGGAAUGAGUACAUGGGUUUCGAGAACCUAUGCAAGUAUGAUGUCUAG